CGCCCCCUUCCUGGGCGGGGUCACAGGCUGGGGCCGGGGAGUUACUAGCGGCCCCGCCUGGGCUCUGUCUGCUCCCACCGCCUGGGUCUCACCCCGCCAUGGUUCGUCUCUCUCUUCAGUGUCUUGUCUGGGGAUGCUUGUUGACCACCGUCCACCCAGAACCAUUCACUGCAUGUGGAGGAAAACAGUACCAAAUAAACAGUCAGUGCUGUAAAUUGUGCCCACCAGGAGAGAAACUGGUGAAUGACUGUACCAAGGUCACCGAAACAGAAUGCCAACUUUGCGGUGCAGGCGAAUUCCUAGACACCUGGAACAGAGAGCACCGCUGUCACCAGCACAAAUACUGCGACCCCAACCUAGGGCUCCGGGUCCAGAGGGAGGGCACCACAGAAACAGACACCACCUGUGCAUGCAAAAAGGGCCUGCACUGUACUGGUGACAACUGCGAGAGCUGUGCUCAACACAGAUUGUGCCCCCCUGGCUUUGGGGUCAAGCAGGCUGCUACAGGGGUUUCUGACACCGUCUGCGAACCCUGCCCGAUCGGCUUCUUCUCCAGUGUAUCAUCUGCUUUUGAGAAGUGUCGCCCUUGGACAAGCUGUGAAUCCCAAGACCUGGUGGUGCUACAGGAGGGGACUAACAAGACCGAUGCUCAUUGUGGCUCCCGGCCGCUGCCGUCUCGGAAGAGAGCCCUGGUGGUGAUCCCCAUUGCGGUGGGGCUCCUCUUUGCUGUCCUCUUUAUCGUCCUGUCGGCCUGUGUCUGUAAGGCAGUCAAGAAGCCAGAGAAUAAGGCCUACCCGGUUGAGGACGUAAGGAAGGCUCCCGAGGAGACAAUUUUUCUGGAGGAUAUUCCCUGCCCCACCCCAGUCGCUCCGGUGCAGGAGACCUUACACGGAUGCCAGCUGGUCACCCAGGAGGAUGGCAAAGACAGCCGCAUCUCGGUGCAGGAGAGACAGUGAGGCUGGGGGUGCCUGGGGGCGUGGCGGCAAACGGGCACCUGGCCGGAGAGCCUGGAGCUGCGGUGGCGGCGUGAGGGCAAGGGGCAGGCGCCGGGCAAACCUGCCUUUGUCUGCACCCCUGAGGUUCCAGACACACAAAACAGUUCAGCUCGGAGAACUUCUCCCCCCUGCCCUGGAGCCCAUCCUGUCUUCCAACUUGCUCUUAAAGGUGGAGGCAAAACUCUUUUGGGGGGCAAUAUAGUAAUAUCCAUCAAACCCUCUGGGAUGUAUCAUGGAGGUUUCUAUGUGCCCAGGGGACAUAUACAAAUGACCAUUGCAGCAUUUUUCGUGGUAGUAAAAAACUGGAAACACUAACUACUCAUCAACAGCAAAGCGCUGUCUAGGGGGGAAAGAAAGCGGGUUGCAGACUGAUAGGUAUGGAAUUUUUUAAAAAGCACACACUCAAAAUCAACAAGAUGUAGUGUCUAUGGAUAUGUGCAUACAUAUAGUAUAUAUUAUAUAUGUACACAUAACAAGGGUUCUGGAAGGACGAACAGAAAAUUAACAACUCCAAGAGUGAUAAUGGAAGAAGGUCUAGGGGAGGGUUGGUUAAAGGGAGCCUUGGCUUUCCCAUAGUGCUUUAUUUUAUUUUUUCAAAAGGAUCAUGGAUUCACAUAUUGCUUAGGUAAUUAAAAAAGUCAUCAGAUAAAAAGAAAGAUGGGGGUGGACAUGCUGGGUGAUGAGCUGUUUCACUUACUGUCAGGCCUGCAGAAUUAGGGCACUUUCUGAAGAUAAAUAAGAAUGUCCCGAGGCUGCUGCUCCUUCAGGAUGGUUUCCAGAUGUCCUCACAUUUGGCAUCAUGCUUGUGAAGUGUUUUCCUCAGGUGAUUCAUGCUCACAAAAACGGCCCUUCUUUUACAGAGGCCCAGAGAAGUGAAGUGACUUGCCUGAGGUCACACAGCAGUUUGUAGUGGUGCCAAAUUCAGAGCUUCUUACUCUUGGUCCUGUGCUGCUUCUCCCAGCCCUGCCUGCUCUCUGGAACCUAUAUGUGGAGCUCCUUCUCGGGGAGAUUCUGGGCCUCCCACCUCCUUCUGACCUCCCAACUGCAACAGGAGCUGCUGCUUCUCAGUCAGAUGGUGUUCCCCCCCCCCCGCCCCCUUCCCUCCAGCAGCAUCUCAGGAUAAAAAUAAACUGUCCUGUUCUCUUUUCCUGCUGAGCCAACUGAGGGGGAGCCUAGCCAGGAGGAGCGGCAGAUGGAGUGGGAGCAGAGGGGAGGGGAGGGGAGGAAGGUUGGAGGACGAGGAGGAGGAGGGCGAGGAGCCAUCUUUGGCCCAUGCAAAGCCCCAGAACAACGAAUCGUUGUGAGGAUAAGGCCAGCUUGGGUUUAUUGCAGGGUCUCAACCUUUUUCUGACAAGAAGCUGCUUGGAAUUUCCCCAAAAUGUCCUGCUGGCUGUAGGAUGGGAGUUGGGAGGGCUUGUUCCUGAUGGAAGCAGCAAGGGCAGCUGGGAGCCAAGGGGGCACCUGGCUUGGCAGGCUGCCCGGAAGAGCUCCAAGGACCAUUCGGAUACAAGCGGAGUGAAGUGGUGGUGGUGGUCUGGGGGCGGGGAGAGGCGGGGGUUUGCGGACCUCACCCUCAUUCCCUACCUGCCUGGAGCCCAGAUCCUCGAGUUACUCACUCCUGUGCAUGGCAGAAGGGUGGAAAGAGAUAAAAGACCCACAUCUGCCACCUGUUUACUGGGUGACCUUGGAUGAGCCACUUGCCCGUCUUGGCCUCUUGGUUUCCACUAUAUGUCAAAUGGAGACAACGUCGGUGGCAGGCGCUGCUGGGUCAGAGGUUCUCACACUUGAUUCGGUGGGUCAGGGGUGGAGCUCGAGAAUUUGAAUUUCUAACUGGUUCCCCGAUGGUGCUUCUGUUGCUGGGUCGGGACUCACGCUUUGAGAACUAGCGCCCUCGACAUUCAGAUUUCCUUGGAAGCAGCCAACUUCCUGCGGUCACUUGCCUGAGAGCUUCCCCUGGUCUUGAAAACAUAGUUGGCACUGGUAUUGGGGCAGGUAAGAUGUACCGGGGGAGUUAAAACCCUGGAGUAGCUUUCAACCAGCUAGGGAUAAGACUUGGUGGAGAAACCCUGGCUGCCUUGGCCCUGGGAGGGACAAAUGGCAAGUGAGUGCUAUACUAUCUCCCAGGUUCCUGAGGGGCUGGAGCCCCACUUGUCCUCCGUGGUAGCUUGCCUGUAAGGUAGGCUGCAUUGGUUUCUGUCCCUUCUCUUUCAAGCCUCACUUCCCCACUCCCCACCCAGUGCUUCCUGGGUUCUGGUCUCAAAUAAACUACCUGCAUUCGUU
Messenger RNA from Choloepus didactylus (southern two-toed sloth), 3275 nucleotides. It is a transcript of the gene CD40, whose product is annotated as CD40 molecule. Lineage: Eukaryota; Metazoa; Chordata; Mammalia; Pilosa; Megalonychidae. Gene Ontology annotation, biological process: positive regulation of isotype switching to IgG isotypes; positive regulation of tyrosine phosphorylation of STAT protein; positive regulation of angiogenesis. The record is from RefSeq and is a predicted model, not a curated record. The transcript has 9 exons. Gene Ontology annotation, cellular component: CD40 receptor complex; external side of plasma membrane. Gene Ontology annotation, molecular function: antigen binding; protein binding; signaling receptor activity. Bases 99 to 956 code for a protein of 285 amino acids.